Molecule: messenger RNA, 9817 nt
Organism: Hemicordylus capensis (graceful crag lizard)
Lineage: Eukaryota; Metazoa; Chordata; Lepidosauria; Squamata; Cordylidae
Product: IgGFc-binding protein-like
Exons: 19
Coding region: 278-9673 (3131 amino acids)
Molecular function (GO): protein binding
Source: RefSeq, a predicted model, not a curated record
GAGUUCUCUCGUAAAGCACUGAAACAGGCUUUGAUGCAUUCCCGAGCCCCUUCCCUUAUAAAAGGGGAAGUGGCUACAGCAAGACAAAGAGAAUGGGCAGAGCAGUCGUCCCUGCUUCUUUCUACUGCCUCAAGCCGAGGCAGGUCUGCUGAGGGGCUGACGAAAGAAAGAAAGAAAGAAAGAAAGAAAGAAAGAAAGAAAGAAAGAAAGAAAGAAAGAAAGAAAGAAAGAAAUAUUCUUCUGAAUAUAUUUCCCCUUCACCCCCUGUUUUUCAGCCAUGGCAAUCAAGAGGAUCAUUUUCAUUUUGGCUGGUUUGGCACUAUUGGGCGGCCCUUGUGGAGCAGAUCCCAGAGGGAAGGAAUUUGUCACAGCCUUUCUGCAGAACUACUGGCAAGAAGUACCCAAUGCAGACUUCAGGCUGCUCAUCACUGGGUACCAUCCUGCAACGUCUGUCACAGUGAUAGUGAACAACUCUACGUUUCAGAGAGCUACCAUCAAUGCAGGACAGACAGUGUCUGUUCAUCUCCCAGGCUUCGUAGAGAUGUUGGGGACCAACACCUUUGAUAAGACUAUGUUGAUCCAAGCUGACAAAGACAUCUCAGUCUUCUCCUAUAACUACAAGAAUUAUUCAAGUGCUGCCACAGUCGUAUAUCCAGUCCAACAGCUGGGCUUGUUGUAUUACGUGGUCACUCCGGUGGGUGACACGUCAAACACUUUCAAGGAAUUUGCUGUGGUGGCCCAUGAAGACCCCACUAUAGUUGACAUUCAUCUGAAAGGGGCUGUGAGAUUCAAAAGGCGGGAUUAUCCUGCAGGUAGCAGGCUUGUUGUUGACCUCGAACCCUUCCAAACAAUCCAGCUGCAAAGCUCGGAUGAUUUAUCUGGCACCAGGGUUGAAUCAAGUGGGCCUGUGGCUGUCUUGAGUGGGCACAGCUGCGCUAAACAAAACACACAGUGCGACCAUGUUGUUGAACAGCUCCUGCCUGUUUCCAGCUGGGGUACCACGUUCAUUGUCCCCCCACUGUCCAUCCAAAGUAGUUCUGAUGUGGUGUAUGUUGUCACCUCCCAGAGCACUUUAAUCAGAUACCAAGUUGGGCCGACACAAAACUCCCGUAAUACAAAUGCAGGACAGGUGAUCCAGAUUGAGGUAAAACGCCCUCACCCUCUUUAUAUCUCUGCUGAUGCUGGAAUCCAGGUUCUUUUCUUCUUCACUGGUGCUAAAACAGGAGUAGGGAUCUAUGACCCCUUCCUCAUCAAUAUCCCAGCCUUGACAAGCUAUUGCACAUCCUACCACAUCGAUGGGAUUAGGAAGUCUGAUAAUUAUGCUGUCGUCAUAACCAAAAGCACAGAAUCCAAUGGAAUCACCUUCAAGAGGAAGGCCGUGGGAAACAUCCAAUGGAGAGUCAUCCCAGGCACAGAAUAUUCCUGGGCUGAACAUAGACUGGGCAGAGAAGAUCGUGCCCUCUCCCUGGAGCAUCCCAGCACACCCUUUGGACUCUACAUCUUUGGAGUUUCAUACAUGGAGGGCUAUGGUUAUUCUUCCCUUUGCCCUUCCAGCCAACCAGUGUCUUCAUGCAGCUCAAUGAAAUGUGGAAGUAAGGAGCAGUGUGAGAUCUUAAGAGGUCAGCCGAUGUGUGUACCAAAAUCUGGAUCCAUCUGCAGGGCUUAUGGAGACCCUCAUUAUCACACCUUCGACGGAAAGCACUUUGACUUCAUGGGCACCUGCACCUAUACCAUUGCCAAGACUUGCAGUCUAGAUCCGACUCUUCCUUUCUUCAGCGUUGAGGCCAAGAACGAGAACAGGGGCAAUGCUCAUGGUUCUUACGUUGGUUCUGUGACAGUCAGAGUCUAUGACACCAUCAUUGCGAUGGCCAGAAAUGAGAUUGGACUUGUGAGGGUGAAUUACCAGCAGUCCCAGCUGCCCAUCUCCCUGCAGGAGGGGAAACUGAGGCUCUACCAGAGUGGGAGCUCUGUCCAUAUUGAGACGGACUUCUCACUGAGAGUCUCCUACAACUGGGACAGCAACCUGGCGGUGAAGAUCUCCAGCAGAUUUUCAGAGAGCCUCUGCGGCUUUUGUGGCGACUACAAUGAAGACCCAGAUGAUGACUUUACCAUGCCUGAUGGGAGCUUGGCCUCCAAUCCUGUGGAGUUUGGGAGAAGCUGGAAGGUGAAGGAUGGCCAUGAGCUCUGCUGGGAUGAUUGCAAUGGGGAAUGCCAAAGCUACACCCCCGAGAAAGCCAAGAAGUAUAAAGCUGAGCCAUUCUGUGGCUGGAUCAACAAAGGGGGAGACGGCCCGUUCAGCCAGUGCCAUGCCGUGAUUGACCCUCAGCCCUUUCUAGAUGACUGCGUCUUUGAUGUCAGCUUGAAUGAUGGCCUCAAGAAUGUGCUGUGUGAUGCACUGAAGAACUAUGCAGAUGCCUGCCAGGGAGAAGGAGCUGCUAUUUCAGACUGGAGGACACCCACUGGCUGCUACCUACCCUGCCCUGAGAACAGCCAGUACAAGGCCUGUGGACCUCCAUGUCCUGCCACCUGCAACGGCGAAGCUGGUCCCACGAACUGUUCCUCAUUGCCUUGUGUGGAGACCUGCCAGUGCAGUGAGGGCUUUGUGCUGAAUGCUGGGAAGUGCAUCCCCUCAACGUCCUGUGGGUGUAUCUUUGAGGGGAAACUCUUCUCCCCUGGUGAGCAGUUCUGGGGAGACGACAGCUGCACGAGACGCUGCACUUGUGACCGGGAGACGAAGCGAGUGGCCUGCCAAGCGGCGAGAUGCAGGAGUGGGGAGCAAUGCAAGGUGCAGGACGGCCUCCAGAACUGCUACCCCGCCAGUUUCACCAGCUGCUCGGCUUCAGGGGGCCUCCACUACCUCAGCUUUGAUGGCAAACGGUUCAACUUCCAGAGCAACUGUGUGUAUCGGUUCACUGGGCUGCGUGAGAAGAGAAAUGACCUGGAGGAUUUCCUGGUGCUUGUCCAGAAUGACCAUCAAGGCAGCCAGUCGGUGCCUUUUCUCCAGAGGGUGGAGAUCAGCGUUUAUGGCACAGCCAUUGUGAUGAGCAGAGAACAGCCUGGAAAGGUUCUGGUGAAUGGCUUGCUGAACAACCUGCCCUACAGGAGCAGAAACAAUGACUUUUCCAUGUACAGGAGAGGGCAAACGGUGGUGCUCCAGACUGACUUCUACCUGACAGUCACCUUUGACUGGCAAAACCUGGUUGCUGUGUCUGUGCCCAGCACUUAUGCCGGGGCCCUUUCUGGUCUCUGUGGGAACUUCAAUGGCAACCCAGAAGAUGACAUGACCACGAGAGAUGGCCAUGUGGCUCCAGAUCCAACAGCUUUUGGUCAGAGCUGGAAAGUGAGAGAGGUACCAGGCUGCAGAGAGGUUGACUUAGAAGAGUGUGUGGGCCUAGCAGCCAUUAAGCGACGCCAACGGAGUCUUGUCAAGGAGUGCGGGCUCAUCGCCAACAAGUUCGGUCCUUUCCGAGAUUGUCACAGCAAAGUUAAUCCAGAGGGAUACUUCCAAGAUUGUGUGUAUGAUUACUGCUUAUACCACCAGAAAACUGUGAUGUGUCCGGUUAUUGCCAGCUAUGCAGCAGCCUGCCAGGCAGCCGGGGCCACCCUCCAUGCUUGGAGAACUGGCCUUUCUUGCAGUCCUUCUUGUGCUGAAAACAGCCACUACGAGCGGUGCACCAUGGACUGUGCCCAGACCUGUAGCAGCAUCUAUAUUCCAGUCCCCUGCCCGGACAGGUGCCAGGAAGGCUGUGUCUGUGACGAGGACUUUGUGCAGAGUGGCGAUCAGUGCGUCCCCAUGUCCCAGUGUGGCUGCUACCAUCAGGGCCGCUACUACAUGGCUGGAGAGACUUUCCACCCAACAUGUCAGGAGCGCUGCGUGUGUCAGGGUGGUGGGACUCUGCAAUGCCAAGCCUUCUCCUGUGGCCCCAAUGAGGAGUGCAAGUUGUCAGGGGGCAUCCAGAAAUGCCACCCCAUAGACAGCACCACAUUGCCACAGCAUCACAUAUCGACAGCGCCACCCACCACGACAGCGCCACCCGUCGCGACAGCGCCACCCACCGACAGUGCCACAUGCUCCGUUUCUGGGGGCACUCACUAUCUCUCAUUCGAUGGGCUGCCCUUUGACUUCCAUGGCACCUGCCUAUACACUCUGGUGAAGAGCAGCACAGAAAACCAGAACCUGAUCCCCUUUACUGUCAAUGUGGAGAAUGGCCAAUGGGGGAUUGGGAAGGCCUUGGUUCCCAAGGUGGUCUCUGUCAACGUCUAUGGCAUCACACUCACGUUACUGCGGGACAAGCAGGGGCAAGUGAAGGUGAAUGGUCUGUUCCAACCCCUCCCUGCAACCCUUUCUGGAGGACUGCUCCGAGCCUAUCAACAUGGCACUAAAGUCCUGGUCCAGACGGACUUUGGCCUCAUUGUGAGCUAUGACCUGGUUUACCGCGUGACGGUCACUGUCCCAGGCAGCUACCAGGGCCAGAUGGGUGGCUUGUGUGGGAACUACAAUGGCCAGAAGGAUGACGAAUUCCAGCUCCCUGAUGGCAGGCUGGUCUCUGAUGCCACUGUAUUCGGUGCUGUCUGGAAAGUUUCAGCCCCUGGGGCAGAAGGAUCCUGUGUGGAUGGGUGUCCUGGCAAUGAGUGCCCAGUCUGCGGAGCCGGGAUGGAGAGCAUUUACAAACGACGCAACUACUGUGGGAUCCUCAUCGCAGCUGAUGGCCCCUUCAGUGCUUGCCAUAGCACUGUAGACCCCAACCUGUAUCUCAACAACUGCAUCUACGACCUAUGCCUGGGCAAAGGGGACAGAAAGGUCAUGUGCAACAGUAUCCAGAGCUACAUGUCUGCCUGCCAAGAGGCCAGGGUCUCUGUCCAGCUUUGGAGGAGUCCAUCUUUCUGCCAUCUGAGCUGCCCAGCCAACAGCCGCUAUGAGAUCUGUGCUGAUCUCUGCUCCACCAGCUGUGCCAACAUCACAGACCCCAGAAGAUGUCCAGAGACCUGUGUAGAGGGCUGCGAGUGUAAUGAUGGCUUCUUCUUUGAUGGUCUUGGUUGUGUUACCAUGGAAAGCUGUGGAUUUGUCAAGAAUGGGCGCUACUACAAGCCCAACGAGAAGAUUCUGUUGAAUGAAUGCAGGGAAAGCUGCAUCUUCAUCCCAGGCCAAGUGGUGAACUGUGAGGCCCACAGCUGUGCCCCUAAUGAGAACUGCGAGAUCCAAGAUGGAGUCAUGGGUUGCAUUAGCACAGGUGCCCCCACAGCUGCAUCCCAUCGCAAACAAUUCAUCACAGCUAUUAUGCAAAACGGGGACAGAAGACUGCAGACAGAAAUCAAGCUGUUCCUCACUGCUUCCCAAAGCUCCACCAUAGUUACUGUGACCAUAAACAAAUCAAUGUACCAGAAAAGUUAUUCAAUUGGAGAGGGCGAGACAAUAUCUGUGCCAAUCCCAGAAGGUGCAGAAAUGAUUGGGAGUAAGACAUUUGAUCAGUCCAUUUUGAUUCAGGCUGACAAAGACGUAUCGGUGGUCUUGCUGCACAGGAAAGCACUCUCCACUGGAGCCACAAAGGUCUAUCCCGUCCAGGAGCUCGGCACAGAGUAUUAUGUGGUGACCCCAUCGGUGCUGCAAUCAGCACGCUACUUAAAAGAGUUUGCCAUCAUAGCCUGGGAUUCCCCCACUUCCGUUGAUAUUUAUCUGAAAGGGGGUGUGAUAUUCAACAGAAAGCACUACCCUGCAGGAAGCACACUCACUGUUUCUCUUGAGGCAUUCCAAGUUAUCCAGCUGCAGAGUGCAUACGAUUUGUCCGGCACCAGAAUCCAGUCCUCGGAGCCAGUGGCAGUCAUGAGUGGGCAUGCCAACAUGAAGAACAGCCAUAAUCUCGACCACGUUGUGGAACAGCUACUUCCAGUCUCCAGCUGGGGCACCAAGUUCCUUGUUCCUCCCCUGUCUUUCCAAAGUGAUUUCGACAUCGUCUUCUUAGUGGCUGCCCAAAACACUCGUAUUGAUUAUCGCGUGGGGCCUACACAGAAUGUUCUCAGCCUGUUGGCUGGGGAAGUCAGGCAACUGGAAGCUGAGUUCCCUCAGGUGCUUUACAUCUCAGCUGAUGCUGGAAUCCAGGUCCUUUUCUUCUACACGGGCGAAAGGAUCAAGAUGACCUAUGACACAUUCCUCAUCAACAUCCCAGACCUAAGAAGCUACAGUCGCUCCUACCAGGUUAAUGGGAUAGAAGGCUUCGACAAUUUUGUCACCAUCUUAGCCAAAAGCUCUGAAACCAGCAGGAUAACAAAGGACAAGAGUGUUGUUAUGGGCGUGCACUGGAGAGAGAUCCCUGGCUCAGACUAUUCAUGGGGCGUAUACAAGUUGGACCCAGAGGCCAGAAGCAUCUUUCUGGAGCACCCUGCAUCUCCCUUUGGUGUCUUGGCCUUUGGUGGCAGAGACUCUGAAGGCUAUGGCUUCGUUCCACCAUCUUUUUACCCACCUGGGUCAUUCUCCUGUCCUGAGAACAGUCACUACGAGGCCUGUGGAAAUGCCUGCCCAGCAACCUGCUCUGACCGGACAGCUCCCUCCACAUGUGACGACACCUGUGCAGAAAUCUGCCAGUGUGACGAGGGCUACGUCCUGAGUGCUGAGAAGUGUGUCCCAGUGGAGACCUGCAACUGCACUCACAAUGGCACAAUCUACAAGCCAGGGGAGGAGUUCUGGGCUGAUAAGGAGUGCCAGUCGCACUGCAAAUGUGACCCCCACCUAGGCAAGGUUGUGUGCAUCAUGGCUUCCUGUGAGGCCAAUACGAGAUGCGGCGUGGUCAAUGGGAUCCGGGGAUGCCACGCCAUCACUGACUUCACCUGCGUCAUAUCUGGAAACCGUCACUACACCACCUUUGAUGGAAGGAAGUAUGGUUUUGAUGGGAGGCGGGAUACGUUCCAGGGAACCUGCAUGUAUCAGGUGGCGGGCGUCUGCUCCAGCGACCCCACCCUCACUCCAUUUCUGGUCCUGGUAAAAGAUCACUUCCGAGACACCGUGGCAGACCAACCCAAAGGGCUAGUUCUGGAGGUCUACAACAUGAACCUAAGUCUAAGCCACCAGUAUCCAGGCAAGAUCCAGGUCAAUGGAAUCCUUAUGGAACUGCCAUUCUCCUAUGAGAAUAAACUGAGGGCUUACACCAGUGGAGUCCAUGGCGUCAUCAAGACAGACUUUGACCUGAGAGUCAGCUUUGACUGGAACAGCUAUGCCAGGGUCAUUAUACCCAACACUUAUGCCCGUGCUGUCUGUGGACUCUGUGGCAAUGCCAAUCAGGAUGCUAGUGAUGACUUUGUCAUGCAGAACGGAACUCAGGCGAUGGGUGGAAUCCAAUUAGCAGACAGCUGGAAGCUGAAGGCAGCCCCGGGAUGCUCAGCAAGCUGUGCUAACCAAUGUCCGAUGUGUGGGCCGGACCAGGUACGAACAAUGAGGAGUAACAGCUACUGCGGUGUCCUCAUCAGGAACUCUGGACCAUUCAGACAAUGCCAUGAGGCCAUUGACCCAACACCUUACUUUAAUGACUGUGUCUUUGACACCUGUCAGUUCAAUGGCGACAAGAAGCACCUGUGUAGUGCCCUGAGUGCCUACGUGACAGCCUGUCAAGCUCUGGGCGUACAGAUUGGGCAGUGGAGAUCAGCUUCCUACUGCAGCCUUCCCUGUCCACAUAACGCUCACUAUGAGCUCUGCGGAAAUGGCUGCCCCGCCACUUGUCAUGGUCUCAUCGUUCCAGAAACGUGUGAGGCUCCGUGUGCUGAAGGGUGCUUUUGCGACUCUGGAUUCAUCCACAGUGGGGACCGGUGUGUCCCUCCUGCAGAGUGCGGCUGUGUGCACCAAGGCAGAUACUACAAGAAGGGAGAGGAGUUCUAUCCUGGCAGCUCCUGCCAAAACAAGUGCCAGUGUAUGGAGAAUGGAGCCACCGAGUGCCAGAAGUUCUCCUGUGAAGCAUAUGAAGAGUGCAGGGUGGAGAACGGCAUCCAAGGCUGCUAUCCCAUGAGAUACGCAACCACUAUAGUAUCUGGUCCCCCUCAUUAUAUUUCUUUUGAUGGACGGAAUUUCAGCUUCCAUGGCUCCAACACUUAUACUUUAGCCAAAGUCUGCAGCAAGGAUCCUCAGCUCGUCAACUUCUCUGUACUGGUGGAGAAUGAGAAGGCUGAGAAUGGUUCCUUACCUCUAAUGAAGGCAGUCAUCGUCUCUGUGAAUGGACACACUGUUGUUCUUCAGAGGGGAAUGAAGUGGAAGGCUAUGGUGGAUGGAGAAUGCUAUAAUCUGCCAAUGAACAAAGAUAAUGGGCAACUCUGGAUCACCCAGGAGGGGAAUAAUAUCAUUCUCCAGUCAUCCUUUGUCCUCAGGGUCCUUUAUGAUACUUCCUCAUAUGUCCAUGUGUCUGUCUCCUACACCUAUCAGGGACAGAUGUGUGGUCUGGGUGGAAACUUCAAUGGUGACAAGAGUGACGAUUUCAGGAUGCCCAAUGAAAGCAUCACUGAAAGUGUGGAUGAGUUUGGGGCCUCUUGGAAGGUCCCUACAGAUGGUCCAGGUGACUCUGAUGGCUGUGGUGAGAAAUGUCCCACCUACGAUCCAGCCCAGGCAGCACCAUACAGAGUCACAAGUUCCUGUGGGAUGAUCCCAUCCCAAAGAGGCCCAUUCAGAGACUGUCACUCAUUAGUGAAUCCUGCUGAGUACUUUGAGCACUGCCUGUAUGACAUGUCCAUGACCAAUGGAAUGCAAGAAUCUCUCUGUCGGAGUCUUCAGGCCUACAUGGCUGCAUGUCAGGCAACUGGAGCCAAGGUUGAAGCAUGGAGAAGAGCCUCUUUCUGUUCCAUCAAGUGCCCAGCUAACAGCCACUAUGAGAAGUGCACUUCACCUUGCGAUUUCAGCUGUGCCAGCAUGAUUGCGCAAAUCAAUUGCACAAGCAAUUGCUUUGAAGGGUGCCAGUGCAAUGAAGGCUACGUGUCUGAUGGGGAUGCCUGUGUGCCCGUUGAGAAAUGUGGCUGUGUAUAUGAUGGAGUCUACUUCAAGACUGGAGAGAUCCGCUUCUCAAGCAACUGCAGAGAGAAACGCACCUGUAGUGCUUCAGGCCAAGUCACCCCUGAAGAAACCACUUGCCAGUCGGGAGAGACCUGCAUGCUCAGAGAUGGCGUGCGUGGCUGUGUGGAGCAGGAAGGCCGGUGCAAGCUCAGCCCCGAAGCCCAGCUCACGUCCUUUGACGGUGCCAUGAGGAAGUAUCACUGCAGUGGAAUCUAUGAUGUGGCUUCUGUUUGUGAUGAAAGUGCCCUCUUCUGGUUCAGGGUAGCAGUGAGCAUCGGAAAAAACUGGGAUGAGAAGUUGGUAGUUGGGAAGGCCGUCUAUGUUUUCUUUGAGGAUGCAUCCAUCACCAUUAAAAAGGACUCAAAGACAUGGGUCAAUGGGCGCUCAGUGACCCUGCCGUACAAGAAAAAAGCCGUGUCUGUGAGCAAGGUUGAGGACGGGGUUGUGAUUGACCAGGCCUCUCAGGUGCAGGUUCACCUCCAUGCUGAUGGGGAGGUGAUGGUGAGAGUCUCAAGGACCUUUGCAGGGAAGCUGUGUGCCCCCUGUGGAGACUUCAAUGGAGACAGCUCUGAUGACCUGAAGCUGCCCAGUGGGCAAAUUGAGGAGAAUGUUGUUGAGGUUCUUCAUUCCUGGAAGGCCAAGGACUUCUAACCUUAGUUUGUUCUAUGGACAGAUGCUCUUUCUGACAAAGCAACAGGAGAUCUACAGAUUAACUAAUCUGUAGUACAGUAUAGUAUUUUCUGUAAUAUAAUAUGUAGGCUUAUUUUUGAAAUAAAGAUAUGAAUAUAUAUUGUA